UUUCCUGAUCUCACAGCCUCUCCUGCGGUGCUGUACCAGCCAGAGGAUCAGGCAGGAAUGCAGCAGUCAGGACUCACCAUCGUGGCCUUGGCUGUCUGUGUGGCUCUUAAAACCUCGGAAGCCAUACUUCCCAUUGCUUCCAGCUGUUGCACUGAGGUUUCUCAUCACAUUUCCAGGAGACUUCUGGAAAGAGUGAAUUUAUGUCGCAUUCAGAGAGCUGAUGGGGACUGUGACUUGGCAGCUGUCAUCCUUCACGUCAAGCGCAGGAGAAUCUGCGUCAGCCCACACAAUCAUACCAUUAAGCGGUGGAUGAGAGCACAAGCAGCCAAGAAAAAUGGCAAAGGCAAAGUUUGCCAAAAGAAACACCAUGGCCAGAGGAACAGCAAAGCAGCGCUUAGGGGUAAACAUGAAGCACGUGGCCCCUGAACUCUUCAUCAGAGAGUUUGCAGAUGUAUCCACACAGGUGAUUCCUCAAGGGCACUUGGCUGUGGUUGGUUAUAAAUUUAUCAUCUGAAUGUUUCUUAUGGGAAGCAUACAGUGCAAAACAAAAUAUGUUCUUUUUUUAAACGAACCACUGCACAGAAUGCAAAGGUAGCCAAUAAUAUACUUACCUAAAAAAAUGAAAUGAAAAUUUAAUACUCAUUUGUACGUGACAUGUUAAAGCAUAUAGAUAUAAUUCCUACAACUUUUUUUAUAAUAAAGUUUUCUCAAUCUACAGAGAGGUUCAAAGAAUGUAUAAGGAACACCCAUAUACCCUUCCCCUAGAUUAAUCAUUGUUAAUAUUUGCCAUACUUGGUUUCUCUCUAGUUCUUUCUUUGUAUGUGUAUAUAUAAAAUAUUAUAUAUUAUAUAUGUAACUUUUUGCUAAAUCAUUUAAAAAGAUGUUGCAAACAUCAUGACACUUGUCUUAGUUCACUUUCUGUUACUAUAAUAAAGUACUUGAGACCAGGUAAUUUCUAAAGAAUUUUUAAAAGUUUAUUUGGCUUAGGAUUCUGAAGACUGGAAUUCUGACAAUACCUCUUAGCAUCUGGUGAAGACUUUUUUACUGCAUUAUAACUCUAAGUACCUCCCAAAGACCUUGCCUUCAAAUAUCAGCACAUAAAUUUCAGCAUCAAAUUUCCAACACAUGAACUUUUGGGGGACACAUUUAAAUCAUAGUAACCCUCCACUCCUAAUUUCUUUUUAAUGUUAUAACAGCAUCCAUGAGAAUAAAGAUACGUUCUAUUUUCUUACAUAAUAACAUUAUUAGUUUUAUACCAAAAAAUUAACAAUUUUACCACAUAUGAGUAUGUAUAUGAAUUAUGUAUUCCAUAUUCAAAUUUCCCCAACUUUUUCCUGAUCAUUUAAUGUAGUUUAUUUUUAAAUCCAGAAAUCAAUUAAGGUUCAAAAGGUCCAUACAUGGGGCUGAGGAUACAGCUUGGUUGGUAGAGUGCUUACCUUGCAAGCAGAAGGCCCUGGGUUCAAAUUCCCAGCACUGCAAAAAAAAAAAAAAAAGGUUCACAUAUUGUGAUCGCUAUUAUUAUUACUAUUUUAGUGUCUUUCAAUCUAAGGAAAUCCCUCUCUCUUUUGUACUGAGUAUUGAACCCAGGAGUACUCUACCUCUGAGCUACAUUCCAAACCCUUUAUAUUUAAUUUUGAGACAGAGUCUCACUAAAUUUGCUGAGACUGGCCUCAAACUUGCAAUCCUCUUGCCUCAGCCUCCACUGGGAUUACAGGUGUGCACACCUGGCUGGUAUGAAAUUUUUAAGAAGAAUCUAAGCCAGUCUCUGUUUCACAUUCUGGGUUCAUCUGAUUGCUUCCUUAAGAUCAGGUUUGGAUUUAUCUUUUUUUGUUGUUGUUGUUGUUGUUUUUGAACUCUUUUUUUUUAUUGUAUGGAUUUAUCAUUUUUGAUACAAGUUUCCUACAUGAAUUUGUAUACUUCAUAUAUCAUUUAGAUUUCAUAAACAUUGGAAUUUGUUUUCUAAAUAGAAAAGUAUAUGCUGAAUAGCACUUUAUUUUUAAUUUUUAUGUGUGUGUGUGUGGAAGAGAGGCAGCAAGACAGAGAGA
Sciurus carolinensis (gray squirrel) is the source of this 2045-nucleotide messenger RNA. It is a transcript of the gene Ccl28, whose product is annotated as C-C motif chemokine ligand 28. Gene Ontology annotation, cellular component: extracellular region. Lineage: Eukaryota; Metazoa; Chordata; Mammalia; Rodentia; Sciuridae. The record is from RefSeq and is a predicted model, not a curated record. Bases 58 to 426 code for a protein of 122 amino acids. The transcript has 3 exons. Gene Ontology annotation, biological process: immune response; cell chemotaxis; positive regulation of cell-matrix adhesion. Gene Ontology annotation, molecular function: chemokine activity.